Messenger RNA from Cadophora gregata, 2333 nucleotides. RefSeq lists its product as uncharacterized. Gene Ontology annotation, cellular component: fungal-type vacuole membrane. The transcript has 2 exons. The coding region runs from base 93 to 2324 and encodes 743 amino acids. Gene Ontology annotation, molecular function: oligopeptide transmembrane transporter activity. NCBI's taxonomy places the organism in Eukaryota, Fungi, Ascomycota, Leotiomycetes, Helotiales, Ploettnerulaceae. The record is from RefSeq and is a predicted model, not a curated record.
CCAUCAUGUACGUUCACUUCACUUCCGCAGGAUGGGACCCUACCAUCCUUACCAUUCACCACUGAUAUCCAGUUUGAAUAGACAUUGCGAAGAUGGCUCCGGACAGAGGAUCAACAGAUAUAAGUAGUCCCGACUACCAGUCCAUUUCAGCCCCCCCACCUUCGACCUCGAACACCCCCGACGACAACUCCUCUGUCAAUGACGGUGACGACACUCUCGAACAAGCGCAGCGUCGCCAUAGCGAUGCUCGUAGAUUCAUAGCCAACCGUGCCAGCGAUGGGCAGAACUUCACGCUUCGGGGCAUACUUGUUGGUCUUGGAGUCGGACUCGUAAUCUGCUUCUCCAACAUGUACUUUGGGCUGCAGACCGGAUGGAUAUCUAGCAUGAGCAUGCCCGCCUCACUGAUCGGCUUCGCGUUUUUCAAGACCUUUGCGAAACACCUGGAUUUGCCCUUUACGCCUGUGGAGAAUGUGUUGGUGCAGUCUGUGGCUGGGUCGAUGGGGACAAUGCCGCUUGGCUGUGGAUUCGUGGGCGUCAUGCCCGCCCUGAACUAUCUUUUGAAGAAGGAUGAGCAGGGCCCAAUAUUCUUGUCGCUGUGGAAAUUGAUAUUGUGGGCUCUCGGGUUGGCGUUCUUUGGGGUUGUUUUCGCCGUGCCGCUUCGCAGACAGGUCAUCAUACGGGAGAAGCUGACGUUCCCUUCGGGUACGGCAACUGCGUUAAUGAUUGGAGUAUUGCAUGGAAAAGAGGCUACCUUGUCUGGGCCGGUCAGCCAGGCAGUCGCUAGGAAUCCUUCAUUGCGAGCGGUAUCUCCAGCAACAUACUCGGAUGAUAGAUCUGCAGAUGUGGAGGAGGUGAACAAGGGGCAGACUAGCAGUUGGAAGGCCAAGGUCAAACUGCUGACCAUCUCGUUUGCAAUUUCUGGGUUAUAUACUCUUGGGACUUAUUUUUACCCAGCUUUGCGCAACUUGCCUGUCUUCGGAUUCGCGCUAGCUGAGAACUGGCUGUGGACUCUCAACCCAUCUCUGGCGUAUGUCGGACAGGGAAUUAUUAUGGGACCAGCUACGACUACACACAUGCUUAUUGGAGCUAUUGUGGGCUGGGGUAUUCUUUCCCCGCUGGCAAAGCAACGGGGCUGGGCACCUGGCCCCGUGGAUGAUUGGGAAACAGGAAGUAAAGGUUGGAUAGUUUGGGUGUCAUUGGCAAUUAUGCUAGCGGACUCGGUCGUCAGCUUGGGGCAUAUUGCCCUACGACCUGUGUUCAUGCAUGGUGGAGACUGGUUGGCCGAUGUACACCGACUUGUCCGAAAGGGAGACUGGAAAGGUCUCCUUGGGAUCGGAUCCAGCAAACGCACCAGAGGAUAUGCUCCUAUCAGUGGUGAAGGCGAGGGUGUCGCAACUCUUCUCGAUGAGAAUGGAUCAGGCAUGGCUGUUCUUGAAACUCCUGGUGAUAUCAAGGAUGCUCCAGAGCCGGACGCGCCUCCUGAGCAUCUCGUAAACAACAGCACUUUCGUGGUUGGGCUUGUGCUCUCCGUCGCAUUCUGUGUUGCGAACAUUCGCAUUGUAUUCGGCGCUCUGGUCCCAUUAUACGCGACUAUCAUGGCUGUUUUCAUGGCACUGGUCCUCUCUAUCAUGGGAGUUCGAGCGCUGGGGGAGACUGAUCUCAAUCCAGUCUCUGGCAUCAGCAAGUUGGCGCAACUCUUCUUCGCCCUCAUCAUACCGCAGUCGAAUAAAAACUCUGUUCUUAUCAACCUCAUUGCUGGCGCAGUAUCGGAAGCUGGCGCAUUACAAGCAGGUGACCUCAUGCAAGAUCUGAAGACUGGCCACCUCCUAGGUGCUGCACCAAACGCUCAAUUUUGGGGUCAGAUCGUUGGCAGUGCAGCUGGAGCUAUUGUCAGUGCUCUCAUAUAUAAAUUAUACACGAGCGUAUACCAAGUACCUGGGCCUUUGUUCCAGGUCCCGACAGGGUAUGUCUGGAUCUUCACUGCGCGAUUAGUUACUGGACAGGGACUGCCUUUCAUGGCAUGGCAAUGGGCCCUAGGUGCAGCGAUCAUCUUCGUCGCAGUGACAGCAGUGAGGAUCGUAGGCACAGGCAAGGAAUGGCAUCCCUACAUCCCCGGAGGCAUUGCCGUCGCUGUUGGCAUGUAUAACGUCCCAUCAUUUACACUCGCCAGGGCAGUGGGGGGCUUUGUGAACUGGUAUUGGAAAUCAUACAGACGGCGAGAAGAGACGCCCAUCGUGGUGCUUGCCAGUGGCUUGAUCCUAGGGGAGGGAGUUGUCAGUAUUGUGAAUUUACUGCUUGCCAGUGCGGGAGUUCCACAUCUUUAAAAAUCUACA